Molecule: messenger RNA, 2020 nt
Organism: Tinamus guttatus (white-throated tinamou)
Lineage: Eukaryota; Metazoa; Chordata; Aves; Tinamiformes; Tinamidae
Source: RefSeq, a predicted model, not a curated record
CUCCUACCCUGACGAGCUCGGGCCCAAGCACUGGAGCGACCAACGCUACGAAAACCUCAUGCGGCUCAAGCAGGAGGCUCUGACCUUCGCCCGGGAGCAGCGGGCUGAUUACAUCCUGUUUGUGGACACGGACAGCAUCCUGACCAACAACCAGACCCUCAAGUUCCUCAUGGCACAGAACAAGUCGGUGGUCGCCCCCAUGCUGGACUCCCAGACCUACUACUCCAACUUCUGGUGCGGGAUAACACCCCAGGGCUACUACCGCCGCACAGCCGACUACUUCCCCACGAAGAACCGGCAGCGCGUAGGCUGCUUCGCUGUCCCCAUGGUUUAUGCCACGUUCCUGAUUGACCUGCGAAAGGAGGAAACGUCCCAGCUGGCCUUCUACCCUCCCCACCCCAACUACACGUGGUCCUUUGAUGAUAUCAUCGUCUUCGCCUACUCGUGCCAGGCUGCUGGCGUGGAGGCCCACGUGUGCAACCAGCAGCGCUUCGGCUACAUCAACGUCCCCGUGAAGGCCCACCAGACCCUGGAGGACGAGCGCGUCAACUUUGUGCAUCUCACGCUGGAAGCCAUGGUGGACGGCCCCCCGAUGCAGCGCUCCAGCCACAUUUCCCUCCCACCCAAGCCGCUCACCAAGAUGGGCUUCGACGAGAUUUUCCUCAUCAACCUGGUGCGGAGGCCGGACCGGCGCCAGCGGAUGCUGGCCUCCCUGCGGGGGCUGGAGAUCGCCCCCCGGGGGGGGGGCGCCGUGGGCGGCCGCGCUCUGCGUUGGGGUUUGCUCUCCUGGGCGUGCUCUGCCUUCCGCAGUGAGGACUACAAGCGGCACUUUGCCCCGCGGGACCUGCUGGUGUAUUCGGCUCACCCCCUCCUGGUGUAUCCCACCCACUACGCCGGGGACACCAACUGGCUGAGCGACACGGAGACUUCCACCAUCUGGGACGACGACUCCAAGAAAACUGGCUGGAAUGGCUCGCAGAAGACCCUGAAGGACCCGCGGGGCGGCGUGGGCCACUCGCUCCGCUCAGCCGCCCGUGAGCAGGUGGAAGAGCUCAAGCUGCAGAACGAAGAGCUCCAGGCCAAAAUCACAUUGUUGAAUGAGCAACUGAAAAAGGAAGAGGAGAAGCACGAGGCCAUAGUGAAGAGCCUGGAGCAGAAGGCAAUGGUGGACAAGGAGAGCCUGAUGAAGGAGAUGGAGCAGCGAGUGGAAGCUUUGGCAACUGAGACGCACAGGAGGAUGUCUGAGACCACCCAACAGGUCAUCCAGGAGAACGUGGCCCUCAGGGCGCAGCUGGGCAGGUUGCACAGCUACAACAGGGACCUCCUGAAGGAUAACGAACAGCUCCAGGCCACCACACGCGACUUGAAGAUCCAAGUGGAUCUCCUGGAGGACAGGGAGAAGGAGAUGGCCAAGCGCUUGGUCUGCAACCGCAAGAUGAUCUCGACGCUCACCACGUUAUGCGAGAUGCUGCAGGGACUGGGGGACGAGAUGGAGUGGAAGAAGGUGCAGAGCCAGCUGGAGCAGCUGAAGGAAGCGGCCGCGCUGCUGCGCUGCGAGGAGGAGGACUCACGAGCAACAGUGAGGAAGAUGCCACCUGAACAGCAGCACCAGCCCAGGACGAGCAGGGAGAGUAUCCUGAGCAAGGGGAGGAUCAGCAGCAGGGACCUCAGGGAGAGGCCAUUAGAGAAGACGGGGAAAUCCCACUGGGCCAAGCUGCGGAGCAGGCUGCUGACGCAGGAGCUGUCAGAGUCCCCAGCUGCAGGGUUGCUGCUGGCUUCGAAGAAGAGCAAGACCCAGGAACUAGGUGCACCCAAAACGAGCUCCAGCCAGCUGCAUUCAGUCUUGUCCUCAAGAGCCUUCCCUGAGCUUUCUAACAAGGUGCCCGUCAAGAUGCAGCUACUUGUGUCCCACCUCCGGCCUACGCUGGGUGGUUCUGGACGUUUCUACAGGCUGCCCCUUCUGGAACCGCCUGUGCCCCUGCUGCAGCCUGGCGCCCAUGAUGAGACUGCUAGUCCGUGA